CAAAAAGUCCGUGACUCCGAAAAUGGAAUGAGACUCCAUUGCCAAUAUGAGUGCUUCACUUGCCAAACUGUCCAAGACUUCCCAGCGGCAAAAAAGGGCGCAGGUCGCCCGGGCAUGUGGGAAUUGCCGCAUGCGCCGCAUACGCUGUGACAACCAGGUCCCCUGCUCCAACUGUGCCCUAAGCCAGACCCUGUGCAGCAACAGCAGCGCACCCCCCGCAUUGACCCUCACCCAGGCCAACCAAGAGAUAGCUCUGCUCAAGCAAAAAGUCCAACAACUGGAAGCCAAGCUCCAAAAGCGCGACACGAACGUGGAAAAGGACCUCUUAACCAUCACGUUGCCUGCCUCUGUACCGGGCAAUCCUCUCUGGGGUGGGAUCCAUUUUCGUCCGGCACGCUCUCCCAACCGGCUCUGGGUCGGCCCCUCGUCCUUGUAUUCGUAUAUCCAGCGCCUCAGCAGUUUCCUAAGUGCUCACCUGGAUCAAGAGCAGCCGGCUCAUCAACUGCUGCCCAUCUCCGCCAGCGACAACAAGCUCCUAGACCAGCCCGUCGCGGAGUCAGCAACGAGCCUGAAUUCGCCCUCGAAUUCGACCACUGGCCUUUACCUCACUCCGCUGCAGGAAGACUUCUUCCUCAAUCACUUCUGGCAGACCUACCAUGUUUCCCUGUUUCCCAUCCUGAAUGAGGCUCACUUCAAGGAGCAUUACGCGAGCUUAUGGAUGGCCGAGGGGAAAGAACGCCGACCAUCGGCCCUGGUUGAUAUUGUGGUUGCCAUGUGCAUGCAGUAUCACAUCUCCACCCUGCCCCCGGACUCGCAAGGCACCCUCUUGGAUGGCAAAGAUGCCCUCGUAGCUGGCCGGUGGCAUUACUGGCGGGGACAGAAGCUGCUGACAUACGAACUGGAAAGCCCGUCGAUAGCCUCCUUGCAAUGCUACCUACUCUGCGCCGUAUAUCUCUGCGGAGGCUCAUUCCAUAACAUGAUGGAUAGCACGGUAAGUCUAGCGGUGCGGACAGCGUACACCCUCGGUCUCCACUUGGAUCCCCCCUCGAGCAUGCCCGAAGCAGACCGUGAGUUACGGCGUCGUCUGUGGUGGGCCGUUUAUUUGAUGGACAGUAAGGCCGGGAUGAAGCUCGGCCGCCCGUUCAUGUUGAAUGAUGGUGCAUCAAUGCCUCAACUGCCCAGUGACACGCUCAAAGCCGCAUCCACCUCCGGGUCUACCUUUGUACCCAUUGACGGUAGCACAACGUGGUUAAGCUUCAACCUGUACCAGACCAAGCUCUACAUCAUCGUCCGCGCAGCUUACAAUGCUUUGUUUGCCACUGACUUUCACCUUGACGAGGGCCAGACGAUCUGGGAUAAUCCUGAUGCAUUGCGUAUUAGCGCGGAGGUGCUGGCUCCACAUACGCAGUUCCUCACAGACUGGGCAGACAGUGUGCCACAGGCCUUGCAGCUGAAGCGGCAGCAAAGCCCGGGGCUACCCUCCUCGCAACCCUUCUCGACCGACGGCAUGCGGCUGGUCCUGGAGCCCUUCGCACCACACUGGCUACAGCGGCAGCGCGUGCUGCUCGAGCUCACCUACCACCACCAGUGCGUCAAUCUGUAUCGCCCCGCCAUUUCCUUUCAGUGCCGCCCACGGCCAGAUGAUCAAGCUGAAACCCUGGCCUUGCGCUGCGUCGCCCACGCCGUUGCCUUAUCGAAACUUCUUCACCAGGUGCUGCAGGAGACCUCCCUUCUCAACGGAUGGCACGAAGCGUUCUACUCGCAGUGGAACGCCGCGAUGACCUUGAUCGGGUUCCUGAUGGUUUAUCCGCAAAGUUCUAUGACCGAGACAGCGCGAGAGGCCAUUGUUCUGGCCAUUGCCGUCUUUGACAUAUUCAGUGCCGGGUUUCCCGUCGCUCACAACGCGAGCAAGAUUGUGCAGGGCCUGUUGAAUCAAGCUGAUCUUCUCGCUGCGAAGUCUAGUAAGGGAUUUUCAGCUGGAGAAGGUGGGGACUAUUCUGCAGCAAUGCUCGGGGUAGACGAACUCGGCAGCCAACAGCUCUCACUCCAUGGCUUGGAUUUGAGUUUGAACUUGGAUGCAGGGCUGCUGAACCAGGCUUUGGAUGUGGAUUUCUGGAAUAACGUCGAUCUGCUUUGGCCGCAGGCUCCCGAGCUGGUGAACCCGGGCCUCUACUGAUGACAUUGCUGGGCAAAGCACCGCUAGGAAGCCAAUUCUCCAAUUCUCGAAUUCUGAAAUGAUGUCUCUGCGAGUUUAUCACUGUGAAUAUCAAUAUGAAAGAGUUCGACAGACUUUCCAAGAAUGUGGCUACUCGCUUAGCUCUGAAAUCACAUAACCACCUGCAAUUUACCGCAGCUUUCGUCCGUGAUCCACGGCACUUUAACACAAGAAUGUACAGUUGUGCCGGAAUCGGAAGACGUAUCGGCCUACUAUCCAUUAGAAUGUGCUGGAAGCAGGCGCUCCUUCAACUUCCUGAUUGCGCCAUCACCAA
This is a messenger RNA of Aspergillus saccharolyticus JOP 1030-1, 2489 nucleotides long. RefSeq names its product Zn(II)2Cys6 transcription factor. Gene Ontology annotation, cellular component: nucleus. The transcript has a single exon. Gene Ontology annotation, biological process: DNA-templated transcription; positive regulation of transcription from RNA polymerase II promoter by galactose. The coding region runs from base 47 to 2176 and encodes 709 amino acids. Lineage: Eukaryota; Fungi; Ascomycota; Eurotiomycetes; Eurotiales; Aspergillaceae. The record is from RefSeq and is a predicted model, not a curated record. Gene Ontology annotation, molecular function: RNA polymerase II cis-regulatory region sequence-specific DNA binding; zinc ion binding; DNA-binding transcription factor activity, RNA polymerase II-specific.